AUGGCGGUGCAGGUGGGUGAGACCCGGUUUGAAGCUUUCUGUGCGGGGGGCUUGGCCCCUGGCUGGAGCCUGAUGGUCCAGGGACAAGCUGACUCUGGAGAGGACAAGUUUGAGAUCAACUUCUUGUCUGAGGCGGGGGACAUCGCCUUCCAUGUCAAGCCGCGAUUCUCCAGUGCCACUGUGGUGGGCAAUGCCUUCCAGGGUGGCCGCUGGGGCCAGGAGGAGGUGUCCAGCGUCUUCCCCCUGGCCCUGGGGGAGCCCUUUGAGAUGGAGGUCAGCUCGGACGCCGAGCACUUCCACGUCUACGCCCAGGAGCACAAGGUGCUACAGUUCCCACACCGCCAGAGGCCGCUGGCCGCCAUCACCAGGGUGCGGGUGCUGAGCGAACACCGCCUGGCCCAGGUGGAGCUGGCCAAACGGAGCCUGAGCUGGGGGUGA
This is a messenger RNA of Sciurus carolinensis (gray squirrel), 438 nucleotides long. It is a transcript of the gene Grifin, whose product is annotated as galectin-related inter-fiber protein. The record is from RefSeq and is a predicted model, not a curated record. Gene Ontology annotation, molecular function: carbohydrate binding. The transcript has 4 exons. Bases 1 to 438 code for a protein of 145 amino acids. Lineage: Eukaryota; Metazoa; Chordata; Mammalia; Rodentia; Sciuridae.